Venustampulla echinocandica is the source of this 1221-nucleotide messenger RNA. Its product is annotated as Transketolase. Gene Ontology annotation, biological process: response to nutrient; branched-chain amino acid catabolic process. The coding region runs from base 1 to 1221 and encodes 406 amino acids. The record is from RefSeq and is a predicted model, not a curated record. Lineage: Eukaryota; Fungi; Ascomycota; Leotiomycetes; Helotiales; Pleuroascaceae. The transcript has 3 exons. Gene Ontology annotation, molecular function: catalytic activity.
AUGCGGAUAACACAUAGGGCCUUCUCGCCCUCAAAAGCAAUUGCUUCUUUGACAAAUCGCAUUGCCCAUAAUGUUGGCAUACAGACAUCACAAACAUCCCGCCUUUAUUCCACCCAUCCUCCAAACGCCCGCCUGAACGUGCCAGUUGACUAUUCCACCACUCCGCUCCUCGCCCACCGGGUUCAAUCUGCUCUCGAUAAUCCUGAACUUCCGCCUGAAGUUCGCAAUGGCACUACACAGCAGAUGAACUUGUUCCAGUCGAUCAACGACGCUCUGUCUUUGGCUCUAGCCGCUGACGACAAUGUGCUCCUUUUCGGCGAAGAUGUUGCAUUCGGCGGUGUAUUCCGGUGUAGUAUGGGGCUUGCCGAGAAAUAUGGAGCGGAUAGAGUCUUCAAUACGCCGUUGACAGAACAGGGGAUUGUUGGGUUCGCAAUUGGGGCUGCUGCCGAAGGUGCAAAAGCAGUGGCAGAAAUACAGUUCGCUGAUUACGUUUACCCAGCAUUCGAUCAGUUGGUGAACGAAGCCGCGAAGUUUCGGUAUAAGGAUGGGGGUAACGGACGGCAUGUGGGAGGAUUAACAGUCAGGAUGCCAUGUGGUGGUGUUGGCCAUGGAGCACUAUACCAUUCCCAGUCGCCCGAGAGCUUAUUCACGCACAUCCCCGGUCUACGAGUCAUAAUGCCUCGAUCACCCAUACAAGCAAAAGGCUUGCUACUAUCGGCCAUCGCAAGUAACGAUCCUUGUGUUUUCAUGGAGCCCAAGGCGUUAUACCGAGCUGCGGUCGAACAGGUUCCCACUGGAUCGUAUACUCUACCGCUUUCGAAAGCAGAGGUUUUGAAGGAAGGCUCGGAUCUUACCAUUAUAUCAUACGGCCACCCUCUAUAUACGUGUUAUUCUGCGAUCGAGAAAGCAGAAAAAGAUUUUGGCAUCAAUAUAGAACUGAUUGAUCUCCGCACUGUUUACCCAUGGGACAAGGAGUGCGUAUUGCAGAGCGUCCGAAAGACCGGGAGAUGUCUAGUCGUGCACGAGAGCAUGGUUAAUGCCGGGAUUGGAGCCGAGGUUGCUGCCAGUAUACAGGAGGACAAGGAUACGUUCUUGAGACUUGAGGCGCCUGUGAUGAGAGUUGCGGGAUGGAGUACCCAUAUGCCUCUCAUGUUUGAGAGGUUCAAUAUCCCGGAUAUUGCUAGGGUGUACGAUACCAUUAAACGGGCCGUGGAGUAUUGA